AUGAAAAGCAAUUUGCCUAGUCUAGUAGAAACAAUGUCACAAUUCUUGCGACUACUCGUACUUAACAUCGACAAAAGAAAUACUAAAAUCAUCUGGUUCGUAUUCUGGCACUGUGCGGAGACUGGUGAAAAAAUAACAGCGAUCGUGGUCUUCUCACUCGGAGUGGCAAGUGAAAUAGCGGCGUAUAAAUUGAUCUUUAUGUAUCUCUACAGUGACGCCAUACAGGAUAUAGUCGAAGACUGUCUACUUCUAGACGCUGAAAUAUCUCCCGCGAGUCGUAUGGCUUCAAAUUUCGAGAAGCACUUAAGUAUAGUUAAACGACGGGCCACGAUUUUCUGGUGCUUUAUUUGUUGUAAUGGCAUACUUUAUGUUGGAGAACCGAUUCUUCUACCAGGGCGACAUCUUAUGGAAGAUGAUUUUAUUCUAUUUGGUCUAGAUCCAAUAUUUGAAUCACCGAACUACGAAAUAGCCUUCACAGCUUGCGCCCUGGGCGUCUUCUUUACUUGUUAUUUAACGUCAAACAUCAGUAUGUUUUUCGUUGUUAUGACCGGCUAUAUAGAAGCGCAGCUCUUAAGCCUUAGCGAGGAACUUACUAACAUAUGGGACGAUGCCAAAGAAGAGAUGACCGGCAACUGCAGCCUAACCCUAGAAGAUAACCGAGCCAUCGACCAAUUUAUCCAAAACCGUCUCAUAGACAUUUUUAAAAGCCACACAGCUUGUGUCGAUCUAGCGAAACGGGUAGACGCAGUCCUGAACCGUUCAAUUGGUACGGAAUUUCUUCUUUUAGUCAUAAGCCUGAUAGCAGAACUACUCGGAGGCUUGGAAAAUACGUAUCUAGAACUACCCUUCGCGUUAAUUCAAGUCACCAUGGACUGUAUAAUGGGGCAGAGACUUAUAGACGCCUGCGAUGCCUUCAGCGACGCUGUAUACUUUUGCAAGUGGGAGAAUUUUAAUGCGAAGAACUCUAAAAUAGUACUCCUGAUGUUAACGAACGCUCAGAAGACGUUAUCUCUGUCAGCUGGGGGUAUCGCUACCCUCAGUUUUGUAUGUUUAAUGUCUGUAUUGCGGUCUAUCUUUUCAGCGUAUACGACAUUGGGGACUGUCGUGCACUAA
Messenger RNA from Leptosia nina, 1113 nucleotides. The record is from the annotation of a GenBank genome assembly. Lineage: Eukaryota; Metazoa; Arthropoda; Insecta; Lepidoptera; Pieridae.